AUGUCCCAGUUGCGCUUUUGGGCCCUCUGGCUUCUGACGUUUGCACCCUUAUGGAUGCUAGUUCAGGUAGCUCCCCUUCCGGAGUGGGCCAGGCGCCCUGUCCCACUGACCUCCAUCCCCCCAGAGCUGACUGAGACUUGGUCUUUGCGCUCCUCUGAACUGCCACCUGGAUCACCCCAUGCGUUUAAACGCCCGGCAGCCGCAGGGAGCUUUGGUUACCUGGGAUCCUCCGCUGCCUUCCAGAUGUUGGUCUGGUUUCGGGAAUUGGCCAAGAAGCUGAUUCCAUCGCUGGGCCCGGAUUCAGCUCAAGAACUGCCCCCAGAGCCGGAUCGGUUUGCGGUUCUGCAUCGGGAUCUGCGUGACAAUCUGGCUCGGCCACAAAGGCUCCCAGACAUGGUUCCAGUGCAAGACUGGCAACAGAAUCAGGCCCUGGUUCUGCCUCUUAGACUGAAAAGUAAGAUUCAAACCGUAGACAGUGAGAAUUCAAAAGCAACCAAGUUUGUUGUUUCACCCCGCAAGAGAGAUCUCACUCAGCAUCCGCGGCUUGCCAAGAUUCUUGGAAUUCCAGACACAUUUGCAUCAAAACCUAAGCAUCCGAAACAAAUCUUGCAGGAUGAUAAUGGAUUUUCAAGUACGGAUAUAGAUUAUCCUGAAUUUCCUCGAGAAUCCCAGAGGGACCCAGAUGAGCAUCUAGAGGCCCCCGAGCCAGUUGAAACUAAUCAAUUACAGCAAGAGGCUCUAUCUCAAAACCUAGAGCUUCCUGAAGAGAUCCAAUCCUCUCCACCCCAGCAAGACCCAGCUCAGCCUCCACAGCCUCCUGAGCAGGAAGAAGCUUCAACCCAACAGGAGGCCCUAGCUCAGCCUCCAGGCCCUGCUCAGGAGCAACCAGCUCAGUCUCCAGAGCAUCAUGAAAUGACGGUUUUACCUCUAGGUCACCAACAAAGUCAGCAUUCAAGCUUGCCUGGUACCACUACUAAACCUCCAGAUCUGCAGAUUACCAUAACAGCAGAACCUGCUGCAGAGGUGGGAACUUUUCCAACUUACCACGAGUCUACUGCUCAGCCCUCAGUGCCAACUCAUGAUGUGGAACCUUCUACAACCCAGCAGGAGAGGCUUCAGGUCAAUCUCAAGAACCUAUGA
This is a messenger RNA of Cynocephalus volans (Philippine flying lemur), 1140 nucleotides long. Its product is annotated as leucine-rich repeat-containing protein 37B-like. Bases 1 to 1140 code for a protein of 379 amino acids. The transcript is spliced from 3 exons. The record is from RefSeq and is a predicted model, not a curated record. Lineage: Eukaryota; Metazoa; Chordata; Mammalia; Dermoptera; Cynocephalidae.